AUGAUGUUGCGAGAGACAUCAGCUGAUGAGCUAGAAGGCAUGGUUUGAGGGAAAUGGAUGCAUAGGCUCACUUGGACCCCCUGGCAGGCGAAGAUUGGCCCAAGGGUUCGCCACCUCUGCGCUGUAGCCUUGCUUUGCUUUCACAGUAGUCCUGUGACGUAGGUCACUUGUCACUGAUUUUCUGCACUCAAUGCUCUUUUUCUAAGUUAUGCAACAUUAUGAAAUACGAAAUAUACUCUUUUUGCCUCUUAAUCUCUUCUCUUCUGGAGUGGGAACAAAAUUUCCCAACUGCAAGAAUACUUCAUUAAAAGUAAAAACAAUAGCUCAUAAUAUGGGUAGGUAAAGGUAAAGGUACCCCUGCCCGUACGGGCCAGUCUUGACAGACUCUAGGGUUGUGCGCUCAUCUCACUCUAGAGGCUGGGAGCCAGCGCUGUCCGCAGACACUUCCGGGUCAUGUGGCCAGCGUGACGAAGCUGCUCUGGCGAGCCAGCACCAGUGCAGCACACGGAAACUCCGUUUACCUUCCCGCUGGUAAGCGGUUCCUAUUUAUCUACUUGCACUUAAGAGUGCUUUCGAACUGCUAGGUGGGCAGGAGCUGGGACCGAACGACGGGAGCUCACCCCGCUGCGGGGAUUCGAACCGCCGACCAUGCAAUCGGCAAGCACUAGGCGCUGAGGUUUUACUCACAGCGCCACCCGCGUCCCAUAAUAUGGGUAGUCCUCAUAAAAAGAAUGGUCAUUUUGGAGCCCAAAAAUGCAGGAUGUAGUUUAUUAUAUUGAUUGCCCAUAAAAUUGUUUCUGGCGAAAAGUUAGAAUGGGUGCUCUCUUAAGGGUGUGAAAAAUCCUAGUAAUGAUGCAAUGGCAAAGAUUUCAAUUUGACCAGGAGCACCAUCUUAACAUCAGAACUAAUCUACCCCUGUGGUCAUAUGGAAAGUCUUGGUGUGUGGUGGCAGCUAGAUUAUGAAAGAAUCCUAAAUGAAUUUCAAAGCAGAUUAUCAUGGAUGGCUAACGGCAAGAGAUUGAAGCAGAGCGUCUUUGUCCAGAGUUAAGGCUGGCUGUGCAAAGCAGCAAAUGGAGGAGCUAGGGCUUAUGAUACCUGAUUUUCAGCUACGCCUAGGAAAAAAGAUGCAUAAAGCAAAGGGAACUGGAGGUGUCAUGCAAAGCUCCAAACUAUCAGCAGGAAACUAUGGAAAUGUAUAACACCAUUUAAUGCCUUUAAAAAGUGGGGUUUUUUGGGGGGGGGGUCUUAUCCCAAAGGGCCUUACAUUGUAUAAUAAAACACACACACCAGUCACCCAAUAGUACAUCAUUUACAAAUAAAAGUCAUUAAGCUUCCUUAAUUUUUAAAAGAUGUAAAUGGGAAAGCAAGCAGGUUUGAGAACUGUGUACGGCAGCCAUUUAAACAAAGAAGAUGUCACUUGCCAUUCCUUCUGUACAUCUCUAGGGGAUCAGACCAUAUCAGACUAAGAACUGGGUCAGGAGCAACAGCAGCUUGCAGAUAGCUUCUUGUCCUGUGCUCAAUCUCCCCCAUCCCCUGCCUUUCCUGCUGAAAUGCUUUCCCAUUUGAUUCACCCUUAAUGUACCUGCAUUUUUUCUUACUAUCCAUCACCUUAUCCUCUCCUAAAAUUCUGGCCUUUGGAACAAGACAAUGCAAGUUCUGCAGCAAAGAUAAUGUUUGCUUGACUUGCCCCUCCCAAUCACCUAUCAACUACAAGUCCCUGCUUUGCAUUAGCUGGGUACCACCAGACUUUGCAGAAAGGCAAUCAAUAAAUAGUAAAUAAAAUAUUUCAUGGGGGUUUGGGCACAUAUACAAUAGUGGUCCUCAAGUAUACUGAGGUAUAACUUUUCCCCCCUCUUGCUGCAGAGGGAAGAACUAGAAAUUGCAAGUAAGUAGAUUUUGUCCUGUCCUAAAGCAAGGGUGGGGAAUCUGUGGCCCUCCAGCUUUAGUUGGAUUUACAACUCCCAUCAUCCCUGACCAUCAGCCAUACUGGCUGGGAUUGAUGGGAGUUAGCAUCCAAUAACAUCUGAGGGCCACAGAUUAUCCCCACCCCUGCCCUGAGACGUUUAUACAAUCAAGCAGCCAAAUGAAGACAAAGCAGAACAUAUGGUGUGUUUUUAAAAUUGCAUUAAGCCUGUAAUUCCUUCAAAAGCCAUCUCGGUCAGAUACAAAGGGUAAACGGAUGCCUUAAUUGCAGGUCUCCCACCUCACAUGAGGAUAGAAUGUCUUUGGAUAUUUCUCUGCGCUUCACACACCAUGCUAAUUAAUGUAACUCUAACGGAAGGAUCCCAGAGUGAUGUUUCCGUCUCCCCCCCUCCCCCGCCUGAGCUGACGCACUCAGUUUUUCUUAAAUAAUUAAUCAUCAUUACUGCCUGCUGCUUGCUGGGUACGUGUUAGUGAUCAUCUCAGAUCCCAGCAUAUUUACACCCUCCCAGUUCCUGUCUGCAGCUUGCUUUUGCUCUUUUCACAGGCUUUCAUGUUAAGGUCUUCAUUAAGUGACAGGUUGUAGAUUUCUGUGCCAUCGUGCUUUGAUGUCUUUAAGUACUGAAGCACAAAUUGGAAAGCACAGGCCUGUUUGUUGCUGCACCCUAUUGGAUAGAGAUACAAUAUAAGGAGAAGUAAAGGAAACAGUAACAACACCUGGGCAGCCAGAUCCUCUGGGGUUGGCCUUGCAUAAAGCAUCUGGAGGAGGAGGAUUUUCUACUGUCCAGCUAGGUAACCACUGCCCCGCUACUGAUAUUCCUUAAGCGAGAAAUCCAGUUCCUAGCUCCUCUCAUUAUACAGCUAUGACCUACUUGUUGAUUUCCUCUCUGUGACCUCAAAGUGUGCAACUCUUCUCCAAUAAUAAUAAUAUUAAUAAUAAUUUACCACUCUGGGCAGCUUCCAGAAUACAGAAAUCCAUCAAACAUUAAAAGCUUCCCUAAGCAGGGCUGCCUUCAGAUGUCUUCUGAAAGUCUGGUAGUUGUUGUUCUCUUUGACAUCUGGUGGGAAGGCGUUCCACAGGGUGGGUGCCACUACCAAGAAGGCCCUCUGCCCUGUAACUUGGCUUCUCGCAGUGAGGGAACCGCCAGAAAGCCCUCAGUGCUGGACUUCAGUGUCUGGGUAGAAUGAUGCAACAGCCGCCUCAUACAGAGUCAGUACUGUCAACACUGACUGGCAGUGGCUCUCCAGGAUUUCGGAAUGGGAAUAUUUUCCAUCCCUAGCCAAAGCUGCAGGGAUUAAAGCUGCAUGCAGAGCAUGUGCUCCGGCGCUGAGCUGCAGCCCCCUGCACUUGAGACAGCUUUGAACUAUAGUCCAAAAUAUCUGGAGGGCACCAGAAUAAAACAUAAAAGGAGCCUUGCUGCUGCAUCAGGCCAGUGGCCCUUGCCCAGCCAGUCCAACAUCCUGUUCUCACUGUAGCCAACCAAGUGCCUGCCAGAAGGCGAUGAACAGGACCAGAGCGCAACAGCACUCCAUUCAGUGCUCCUAUUCCCACCCCGAGACGUUCUAAGCCCCGCCUCCCGACGACGACCCCGCCCCAGGCUACUUUCUCGCCUCCCUCUCCUUGUAGCUCCUCCCUUCCCCGAGCCCCUUCCCCUUCGGCCACGCCCCGUCCUCCGGGCCACGCCCCUCCCCGAAACAAUAGCCGCCUUCUCCUUCCCCAGCCGCAAGCUCCGCGUUGGCCACGCCCCCUUUUACCUCAGGUUGCCGUUAGAGGCGGCUGCCUGAGGCGACGCGGCUUGCCGCCUCUCAGCGGCCUCGGGCGCUGGGACGCGGCAAGCAGCGGCGACGGGUCCCUCCCACCCGGAGUCGCCCAGGCGCCUCCUCCGCUCCCUCCCUCGGUCGCCGCCGCUGUGAGUCACGACGACGGAGGGAGGAGGAGGAAGAAGAAGAGCAGAAGCAGCAGCGGCCGUUUAUACACACACACACCGUUCGGCGUUUCUCUCCCCUCAGGCGCAGAAGGAGGCUCAGUCGCUCCAAGUGCUGAGAGGACGAGGGCACGAUCCUGCCUCUGCUUCCCUCCUUGUCUACGCGGGAGGGCCACUCGAGGGCUCCUCCCAGACCCAGUAACAACAACAACAUCAUUAUUAUUAUUACUAGUGCUGCUAAUAACUGCCGCCGCCGCCACUUCAGGUAAGCGCUUUACGCCUCGCCUGGCAACAAAAGGCGCCGCGCGGUGAGUAGGCGACUGCUUGCUUGCUUGCUUUUUCUCUCUCUCUCCCCCUCAGUCCGCUUGGCUGCUCGCGCACGCGCGCUCGUCCGUCAGCCUGUUUGCGCGCGCCUGGUUGCUCGUUCGAAUGUCCGUCCAGCCGGCCGUUGCUCGCGCGCCCGCGCCUCUCCCCCGACUCUCGUAAACGUCACUCCCCUUCAGCGUUCCAUCUCCCCCCUCCCCCACUGCUUGCUCGCGCGCCCUCCGCCUCAUCUCUCCCACCCACCCCCCAUUUAUCCAACCAUCCCCCCCCCCCAAAAAACCCCUCAUUUCCUCUAAGCAGCACCACCCACCGUCAUGGAGUCACUCUUGCUCGCUCGCUCGCUCUCCCCUCACAUAUAUACAUACACACAGCGCUAGAAGCAUCGCUAAGUACUUUUAAAAGGUGUGGUGGGGCUCACACAGGCCCGUGAAACAAAAUAAUCGUAUGGUAAUUUGUGUGCAAGGUAUAAAUUUAGGGGUUAGUUUCAGAGGCGGUGGGGUCCUGCGUCUGGGCAUCUGGUUGACUGUUGCGUGGACAGGAUGCUGAGCUAGGUGGGUCUGAUCCAGCAGCAAGCCUCUUCUCAGGUCAAAUCCAUGGUAUACAUUGAGAGCAUAUUCAGCACACACACUUCCUCCAUAGAAUCCUAUUAACUGUGGUUUCUGCCCCUCAGAUACCAUUUUCAGCAUCCAUAACAAACUGCAGUUCCCAGGAUUUGGGGGUGGGAGCGUACAGUAAUGUGCUUUAAAUGUGCGCUGAACAUGCCUUAAAUGUAUACUGUGGAUCUGCCCUUGAGGUUUUUCAGUUCUUGCUGCCAGGGCUUACUCUGAGCUCUGGAAUGGUAGGGAUGGAUGGCUCAGCCUCUGUAAAUCCAUCCCAUCUCAUUUUUUAAAUUUUUUUUUGUAGAUUAAAACAAAACAUUAAAAAAUCACCUUUAGAUUGUAUACAUUCAUCCCCUACGAGACAUUUUUGCAUGCUUUCAUUUCCCCUAAGUAUGCCUUUUUUGUGAAAUGUACUUCUGCCUUUUCUUAAUAAAAAAAGGUCUAAACUGCAUUGCCAAAUUCAUACACAGGCUGAUCCACAUAUAACACUGGGACCAGCAAAUUACGUUGGUUGAUUUCAAAAUGUGGAUCAAUUUCUUUUCCAUUCCUAUAGGAUGCCAGCAGGGUUUUAGGGGCUGCUCUACACAUUCAAAUUAAAACAAACCUUUUACAACAACGUGACUUUCACACAUGAGCACAUUCAUCUCUAACACCACUUCUCCUUCCCAUCUUCAUCUACCUUUUUCAUAUACAUACUUAUAAGUCCCUGCCACCAGUCAAUGCCACCUAUACCCAGUCCAGGGACCACAGAUCAACACAAUGUUUGCCACAAAUAGAAAGCAAUGAAGGAUGGCUGCGGCCUUGUCGUGAGUGAGCACUGAAGCGUGCUCAACCACUUUGUAAGCAAAGAAAAUUUUUAAAUGUUAAGUUUAAAACUGGGGUGGAGGGGAAGGGUAAGUGAUCUGGGGGUUUGGGCUCCCUGGCCCACCUGUUAACAAUGGCUCUGGUCAACACGGGAUGCACCAAUCUUAUACCUUCACAGCUCUUCUCUUCCUAAAUUGUGUUCUCCAAAAUUUCUGAAGAGUGGGUUGAUGAUAAACGAAUGUUACCUGUUCCAUCUUCAGGAGAAGUACUUCAGGUACAUGUGCAAAGGAGGGGGUUCUUCUCUGUGGUAAUUGAACGGUUUUAUUUGACUUAGUGUUGUUGGUUUGUGUAGUAGUGUGUCAGUAACUUUUAUGUUUCUUUGUGUACCAUCCUAAAAUCCAUUUUUUUGGGGUGAAGGACAGUUUGUACAUUUCAAAAAUAAAAUUAAGACAAAAAUAAGUCCUUCUUCACAUAGCACAUAGUUAAACUAAGGAAUUAGCUUUGACAGGGUGUAGUGAUAACUACCAACUUGAACAGCUUUGAAAAGGGGAUUAGACAAAUUCAUGGAGGAUAAGGCCAUCAGUGAUUAGUCCCUGUGAUGACUAUCUACCCUGGUAUAAGAGGCAGCAUGCCUUGAAAAACCUGCUGCUGGGGAACAUGAGCCAGAGAAAGCUAUGUGCUGCUUGUGGGCUUCCCAGAAGCAUCUGGUUGGCCACUGUAAUAACAUAAUGCUGGGCUAGAUGGGCCACUGGUCUCAUCCAGCAGGGCUCUUCUUAUGUUCUGAUGUUAAAGGAGAGGGGCUUUUCUGUGGUGGCACCCCUUACUUUGAAUGUCCUCCCUGAGGUGGUUCAGCUUGAUAACAACACUGCAGUCUUUUCAGUGGCAGGUCAAUAAACUCUAUUUGCUGAAGCAUUUUUCAAUGGUUAUGUCUGCUUUAUAGUUUAUAGUUUUAUAAUUUGCUGCCUCUUAGUUUUAUCACUGAAUGUAGUUAUAUUUAUAUUGUAUUAUACUGACCUGGUUUGUGCUUAAUGCUGAGGUGAACGGUGGUUUAGCCUUAGGUAGUGUGGCGGCAGCGGCAGCAGGACCUGGAUAGGAGUGAAGCAGCCCCAGUUUUUGCUCAGUGUACCUGCACACUUGCUUUUUCAUGUUUACCCAUGGUUUGACUUGGCAUUAUGUGCAGAUGGGGCAACUGUAUUAUUGUAAACCAUCCUGGAAUACAUCAGGAGAAAGUGUGGUUUAGAUGUUUUUUAAAAUGAAAUAUUAUUUUGGAGGGGGGUUGAUGAUGAUGAAAUGGGUGUGUGUGGGAACCUUACUCAACUGGUUCAACCUGUUGUUUCCAGUGAGCUCUGCCACUACUUACUCCAAAUCAACUAGUUUAAUUCUUUAAAAAAGCUAAAGCAAAAAAGUAAUAAUCUUAAUUCACCCACCCAAAAAUCAUUUGUUCAAAAUCUUUUUAUUUCCUUCUCUCUGGGUGUUUUCUUCUUGUAUGCUUCCUGUAGGGAUUCCUUCAGGACUGUCACACCUAAUGUUUCCUCUCCAUCUCCUAAACCUUUGUCUUACACACAUGCAGAAAAUUAUCCCAUGCUUUCCGAAUCCUGUCCAAUUUUUUGUGCUGCAUUCUUUUAAGCAUGCAGGGGGAGAAACCCAGCUGUAGUUCUCUCUUUAUUCCCCUUCUUGCUCUUACAGCAGCAUCAUAAGCAGCUUCACCUAAAAGUCAUUUGGAGAGAUAUGGCUGCCACAUUUCUACAUGACUUUCUGUGGUCAGAGCUUUCAAGGAGCUGGUGGUUUGUAAACAUUUUUUUUUUUUUUGCAAAACUGUCACAUAUUCGUCAUAACUGGUAAACUAAAUGACCCCUGUUUAGAGCCAGAAUAGCAGUAUUUCCUAAUCCCUUGCAGAUUGCUCCAGUCCCACACCUGCUUGAACUUGCUGGCAGCACUGCUAGGCCCUUCUUCCUCCUCUUUUUCAUAAAGUUUUUUAUUUCAUUUUGAAAUAUAUAAAAAAUAAAAUAAAAAUAACUAUAACCAAAUACAGUGGUAUCUCGGGUUACAGAUGCUUCAGAUUAUAGACGCUUCAGGUUACAGACUCCGCUAACUCAGAAAUUGUACCUUGGGUUAAGAACUUUGCUUCAGGAAGAGAACAGAAAUCGUGCGGCGGCGGCGGCAGCGGGAGGCCCUGUUAACUAAAAUGGUACCUCAGGUUAAGAACAGUUUCAGGUUAAGAACGAACCUCCAGAACAAAUUAAGUUCUUAACCCGAGGUACCACUGUACUAGACACAGCAAACAGAAAAACAAGACAAAUAACUAUGUAAAAUAAGUGUAUUUUUGCAUGGAUUGAGUAACAAUGUCCAAUUCCAAAAGAGGCUAGGGUUCUCUUCUGAUAAAUAGUUGGGGUCAAAGAGUGUCCAGACCAAUAUGAAAUUAUUGUAUAUUUGUGCACCAGAAUGAAAAAAUGGUAUCUUGGCUCAUUUGGAACCCCUGAUUCUCACAACUAAACCCUAUGGCACAAGCCACAUGAGACUAAAGCGCAGCUAAAGCGCAGGUCUCGGUAGUUUGAGGGUUCAAGUCUGGGCAAGGAAAUAGCUUGCAUCCCAGUGGAAGAAUCCUUUGGGGGAGGACCCACAGGUAGAGUACCUGUUUUGGAAAGGUCUAUGGUUCAGUCCCCUGCAUCUCCAGUUAAAAGAAUAAAAUAGCUGGGAACAUGAAAUAAAUUUCCAUGCCUGAGACACUGCCCAUCAGGGUAGGUGGACAGAUAGAGGAAUCUGCCCUAAAUCAGGUCAGACUGUGUCUAUCUGGCAGCCUCCUGCCACACCCAUUUCUAGUCUUUCCUCCGGCAGUUGGCUCUAGACUACCAGUUGCCGCUUUGUAUGUUGCAUUUUCAGAUGUACAUUUAAAACAGGUGAAACACUUAAAGUGAGAACUUGGCAAAGAAGUUAACACCAUUGCUUCACAGCCGGCUGUGACAAGCAGCAGAUAUUUGCUGUAUGUUCACUUUGUUAAAUCCAGACAGUCCUUUGCCUAAUGUGCAAACUUACCCACCUUUUCCUUUUUUUUUUUUUUUUUUUUUUACUUGUGAAUGCUACUGGCUUGUGUUUAAUGUUUCAGAUGUCUAAUAUGUUGGCAUUUAUUCAUGAGGUCCUACUUCUUCCCCUUUUGUACUGUCUGAAGCAGCUUUUAAUUCAGAGAUGAGGAGACUGUGGCUCUCCAUAUGUUAUUGUCUCCGUUUCCCAUCAACCACAAUUAGCAAGGCCAAAGGCCAGUGAUGUUUUAAUCCAACAACAGCUGCAGGCCCACAUAUUAUCCAUACCUGCUUUAAUUGCUGACCACACCUCUCUUCAUAUUGUCUACAUCUUCUUUCAAGAUUUCUCUCCCCGCCCCCUGCCCCACUUCAGAACCAUUUUGUUACGUCUAAGAUUGCACAACCCUAUCUCUUAACUCGCUUUAGAUACAUUCUCAAUGUCACUUAAGCUCAGUGCCCUUAAGCCUUCCUUUGUAAUUUUAAUCAAUACUGUGUAUAUAUAUAUAUAUAUAUAUAUAUAUAUAUAUGCAUGCAUGCGCUCUAUUCUGGCUGGCUCCUCACAUGCAAAUGCCGUGCAUGAGCAGGAGACAAAUGUACAAAGCACAGGGUUAUAUCCAACUAACUCCCACUCAGAGUAGACUUAACUUCAUGAACCUAAGUUAGUAACAAUCAUUAACUUAAUGGAGUCUACUCUGAGUAGGAUUGGCCCACAAUGGAUGCAACCUAAACUGGAUAUAUACCUUUGGUGUUUCAGAAUGUGUUUAUGUUCUGAAUUAGGUUAUUGGACAGUGGUCUAAAACAAAUGCACUGUGUAUCAUCUCUAUUUUGGGUCUAAGAUUAAUCUGUCUUUGGUCUGCUUUUGUCUGCUUUUUAAAUACGAGAAGGUAAACUCAAGGGUGCUGCUUGAGAAUUUCAACCUUAAAAUAAGAAUUGGAAUGCAUGAGCUAACGUGAUCUACUUGAACAGUCAGAAUUUGCCUGCAGUUAUGUGUGCAUCAGGUAUUAUAGUACUAUUUCUUUUUUCUGUAGUUUUUAUUCACUUUGUAAAAGGAUGUUUCUUUCACUCAGGAACUUAAGUUUAAUUAACAUGCAAGUUUAUUAGAUCAUUUAUUCUCAAAUGGUUGGCUAAUACUAAGCCAUUGAUUGCAGAAAACUUGUUUGCAAUGCUGCCUGCAUUUUGGGGCAAGGUAAAAAGAAGAGUACACACAUGAUUUGGGUUGGGAGAAGAGACUUCAGAAUUUGGAACUGACAGGUGGAGCUGCGAGGCAAAAAUGCAGUUUCUGGGUUUGGGAAUUGUGGCUCAGGAGGCCUGGACAUUAAAAGCCCACUGAGAUGUGCAUUGAGAUUUCAGCUACCUCAAGUUGUAGAAUAACAUGAAUUUAUAAACAGUUGUGCUGUUAGAAACAUUGUACAUGGUAGCUUGUGGCUGACAUCCUUGUCCAGAACAGCAUGAUUGUUGCACUUUUAAGCAUAACUGGUGCUGUCAACAAUGGAAGACUUAUAAGUGAGUUUAUAUAGAGAAGGCAUUGUUCAGCAGAGUACAGUCUUAACUUGUCUUGUGCCAUUAGCUGUAACAUACGGUAGAGAGAUCAACAGUUAAAACACAAACCUCUUUCAUUUCAUAGAGGACAUUUUCCUUCAGUGCAUAAGAUGCUUAAACCAUAUUCUUUUUGUCAGUAAAAUUCUUAAAGAGCAGCUAAAGUAUAAAAUUCUGGUUGAACACUGAAAAAGGUCCUGUCUUAAUUGUAUGCAAUAAGUCUCCAGAAAUCCUCAAACUAUAAUUACCAAUGAACAAUGAAGUUUUGGUAACUAAGCUGUUCAUGUGGGUUAAUCGUGGGGUACAUUGUAUAAUCUCUGUUCAGUUAGUGUGCAAGAUAAAUGUUCUCUAGUACAGACACUUCUGAAUAAGUCUAGUAUGAUAAGUAUUUAACAUAAUUAAUGUUAAUCCUGCGUAAUUCAAGUUUGUACAAUGAUUAAUUGCAGGCUACUCCAUAGAGCUUAGUAGUAACUCAUAUGACUCUUCAGCCUUAUAUCAAUUUCACUUUCUCUUUUUGCAAAAUACUAAUGCAGUAGAUUAACACUGAUCAAGUCUUUCUAUUGGAAGAUGUAAGAAGUGUAUAUUUAAUGUCCAUGCUAACAAGUUAUCUGUUACCUUUGGUAUAUUGGUUCUGCUGCAUAGCAUAUUUAUAUAUUUAACUUUGUCUAGAAAGGAAGGAAACUUCACCCUGCUGAGGACAUUUCCUUCUCUGCUUUUUUUCCUUUUAACUGUUAGUGUAAUGACCUAGUGCCAUAAAACUUAAACACAGACAACUGCAGGUGGGAAAUAUUUUGAUAUAUUAGUCUGCAGUUUAAGGUGGAAGCUUCUGAGUUUGUGGAGAGCAAAGGAGAUUGAGGUGACAUCGACUUCCUGACCACCCCUGAAACAACAAUGUGUAGCUUGUGCUAAUUAGUUUAAUGACCCUCCAGUGUGAAAUUAAAAGUGUUUUGUGCUUCCUGUUGAUUCCCCCCCCCCCCCAAUAGUAUCACGAUACUGCAGUCAAUGAUUUUUGUGGGGUACAGAGUGGUUAGUUUGGAAGGCUACCAAGUACGUAAAACUUUGGUGCCUACAAAAUAGAAAUAUAUUUUCUACCUGUGGUCUGAACAAGAGUUUUAAGAAAGACAGAGGAAUAAGUUGACAAACAUUAAAAUUAUCAACUUAUGUUGAUAAUUAGGAAAAUACAAAAUCACUCACAAAAAUGAUCAGAUGCACUUUUGCCAUGUUUUAUUUACACCAAAUGAUAACCUGCCACAGGUUUUAUGCCUUUCUUAGUAACCAGAAGCACAAUUUCAAGAGCUGUCUACUGAUUUAUUUUUUUAGUGGCUUUGCACUGAUUAAUAAUUUGCCAUAUGUUGUAAGCAACCAAAGCAUUUCCCAGUUGUUUCAUUUUUUUGCUGACAACACAGAAACUGUUGACAUAUUUGUGGCAUAUGUUUUCCAAGCUGUCGUAAUGAAAUAGUGUUUGAGAAAACCUUUGACAUGCCCAGAAAUAAUGAUUAAUGCAUGAAAUGUCAUGUGAGACAUGAUGAAGAUAAAUAAUUACAAAUUAAGUGUUACAUUAGAAAAUGCUUUAUUGCUUUUACCUAUACAGUAUUAUAAACAAAAUCAAAAUGAGUUACACAACUUCUCUGGAUGUUUAUAACAUAGGGCUGCCAUAUGUUUUAUGCUCUUUCUUGACAUUUUUGUAAAAAGAAGCUCAACAAUGGGGUUUGUCUUAAAAAACUCAACAAUUUUGGGGGUUUCCUUAAAAAAGCUCAAAAACAUUUAGGGGGUCCUGGUUGUUACUUUUUGUAAUAUGGCAACCCAGUGCUUUAAGUACAAAGAUUCACAAAAUGUUUAGGGGUAUGUGUAUCCCCAGAAAAAAGCACUGUGGAAACCCUAUUAUGACAUGCCACAAAGCUUAUAGUAUGCCCUUUUUGAGUUCUGCUAAAAUUGGCCUAUUUAUCUGUAAAGUAUUAUUGCACUCUGCUUCAUAUCCAAGGAUCCAGCUCCUUUCAGACAUUACUCAAACUGCAUAGAGAGACACAGAUAAAUGUGAGUAAGCUUAUGGGUUAGUAAAUGCUAGUUUUUGUUUAUAAGACUGACUAAAUAGCUCUAUACAUUUUUGAAAUUUUUUAUUGAUUCACUUAUUUAGUCUGACUCUCCCCAUAGAUUUACAUUCCUUGGGGAUGGAUCAACACAAGCAAGCUUUUCAGCCCUAGUUUUCUGUAUAACCAACACAAUUUUGGGUUUAUGAAUCUUUAAUAUCAACCCUCCAUGCUACAUGGCAAGCUGCUUUUGAAAAUGAAGUGAGGUUUAAAAUAAAGGAAAAGUUGACUAUCCACAAAACUGAUAACAAUUUCUUGUUGGUUUUUUUUGGUUUUGUUUUUUGUUACCAAUUAUAUGAGGCUUCUGGAAAGAUUGCAGGUCUUCAAAUAGCAGGCAUAGCAAUGUGUUAACUAUAAAGAUGGGCCUCAUGGCUAAGGAUAGCUUGGUUUACAAAUACAGUAUUGUAUUCUGUCCCAUUUUUGUUGUUUUUCUGAAAGAUGGAAUAGGCUUCUCUUUAAGGAGGUGUAGUUGUCCAUAAUUUGUAACAAGAUACCCCCUCCCACAUUACCAAAAAUGUUUGGCUGUCAUCCAGCCAUGGAGAGACCUAAAUAUUACACAACUGUUUGACAUGCCAUUCUAGGGUAUGGUGCAACAAGGCCUAGGCCAGCUUUUCCUGACCUGUUGCCCUCCAGAUGUUUUGGAUUACAACUCCCAUCAGCUGCACCCAGUGGGAGUUGUAGUCCAAAAACAUCUGUGAGAGCAUCAGGUUGAUGAGGUUGAUUAAAACACACUUCUGCUUUGUGUAUCCAAAUACUGCAGUUGCCUGAAGGCAGAAUGAAGUUGUAGCUUUUCUCUAGAAUGAACACUGACUUUAAUAAGGCUAGAUAUGUUGGCUGGCUGGCUGGCUUGAAGUACAACAGAAGCUGUCUUUCUCUGCUGACAACGUGAUAUUUGCAAAAAAUGCAAUAGGUUGCUUAUGCCUUAAGGACAGAAGAGAGUAACAAGUUCAACAAUAAUUCACAGUUAACUUGACUCCAUGUGGUCAGGCAACAUUACCUAGGGGAGUUCUUGAAUUUGACUUCAUUAAUGCUCUCAAUGUGUUUUGAAAUCUGUUCAUGAAAGAAGCUAUAGAAAUUCAAAGAUCAUGACCAGGGGAGGAACAUUUUCCCCCAAUUUGGGUUUAGAAAUUAAUAUAUAGGUGACUGCAGCUUAUUUUAUUAUUAUCAUUAUUUUCAUGGGAAGGACUGUAAAAGCUUUGUCUUAAAGCUGUACAGUAUUAGCCACUUGGAUGGAAACCACCAUUGGAGAAUUCAGUUUGAAGUCAAAUGUAGCUGAAAUUGUAUACCAAGGGGCCUGAGCGUCCCUUAGAAGCUUGGUGUGUUCCAAAAAACCUAAAAAAUACAAGACAUCAAGUAUUCUCGAUCUUGCUGUUCAAUUAUAAAUGGAUAAAUGUUAUGAAUUCUGUGUUGCUGACAUCCCUUUGGAGAAGUGAAUUAAUGCAGUCUUCAGCUGCCUGCGGUUGAAGGCCAUGAAUCGCAUUGAGUGAGUACAAAAUAAUCAGAAGUGUGGAAUGGGUUUUUGGAUUUCAGUUAUUUGGUGUUUGUUGGAAGAUCUCAUUGUAAAUGAACAAGUCUUGAAGAUGCCACAUCCUUUUGCCUGUUGGGAUCAUAUUCUAACCAUUAAAAGUGUCCUGCAUAGCUGCAGAGAUUAAACUGGAGAAUAGCAGUGUCCAUUUAAGGGAACAGCUUAGUGCCAGUUUUUAAAUUCCGGCUUUUGUGGAGUAGAAAGGUUGGAAAUCCUCUGCUGUAGAAUAACAUUUGUUUAUUCCAUAAAACAUCCAGUUCCAUUGGAUGUUAAUCCAUCUCAAGUUCUUUGUCUCCUUGCUAGUGAGAGAGCUGGAUAGAAUGUGAGGAGAUCGACUUUUAGAUGCAGAACACUGUUUAAGUUUUAUGUUAAGCAUUUAAUGUGCUUCUUUUUCUGUAUAGUCAGUUUAUUACUUGACAAUUAAUUAUGCAUUGGUCACUUUAAAAUACCAGAGGUAGAACAGGCUAUGGUCUCUGACUUGUUGGUGAAGUUAUGCACUCUUAGUCAGGUUUACUUUGGCCAGGGCUUGUGUCAAGAGUCUAAAUCACUUUACUUGUCAGCUCAGCAGCCCUUGUGUAGAAGUUGUGAGAAUUGGUUGUGUGUAUAUGGUUCUCCUCUGCUGAAAAUGGUGAUUUGGAAGAAGAUUACUGUGGCUUCCUUCAUGAUAAUAAUGGUAGAUAUGGUACUCCCCUAGCAUACUUUUGAUUGUAUGCAUGACUGCAAGUAAUGGCAGGUUCCACAAAAGGGGAACUGGGGCUGGCAUUAAAUCCAUGGCUGAGGUACCUGUGGAAUUUGGCCGUGCCCCCUGAAACCACUGUGGCUCUCCAUAAACUGCAUAAUGAGCAAUACUAUGCAGGCCUUGGUGGUGAUGGGUCAGCUGUCGUACAGCUGUCUUGCUAAGCAUUGCUUGCUUUUGGGACCUUAGUCAUCUCCACACAUACACACCCCACGUCUCCCCCAAAAUAUCUUGUUACAGAGUAUUUGGGGAUCCUAUUUCUUGAAAGUCCAUGUGUAGUUGAACAUUUCAGAUUUUUAGUUGAAAUGAAAAUCCUUAUACAUGGCCGUGUAGUCCUUGGAUUCAAGGUCAUCAGAUACUGCACUUAGCUCUGUCACUGACUUUCUUUGUGGCUUUGAAUGCAUUCAUUGGAACUCUGGGCUUCACGUUGCUCACUUGUAAUACAGGCAACUGCCUGGUUGUGUGGGGGCUGCGUUCCAGGCAUUCGCACGUGUUGACAGAGCACAUAUAAGCCUGCCCCAUUAUGCCCCCUUCCGGGUUCAAAAUUACCCACGUGUCAGCGGUCGUGCGUCAAUUGAACAUGUGCAAAAUGGUUGCCGCCUGUAUAUAUUUAUGUUGGGUGCAAGAACAUGUAGGCAGUGAGUUAGAUCCAGACUUAAGUGGAUCAUCCUUUAGUCACAUUUAAAACAAUGAAACGUAAGUGUAAUUAAUGUAGCCCAGAUCCAACCCACUGUAUAUGAAGAAACAGGAAACUGUGUCCAGCAUUAUUGCAAUCUCUGGGUUAACUUGUGUAAAGUGAAGAGGGGAUGUUGCUCAUAUUUUACUGUUUUCAUAGGUGUCCUUACUCAGAAGUGUUGGAAUCUGCUUUUUAAUGUUUAUGUAUGAGUUGCUUUUUAGGGACGCGGGUGGCGCUGUGGGUAAAACCUCAGCGCCUAGGACUUGCCGAUCACAUGGUCGGCGGUUCGAAUCCCCACGGCGGGGUGCGCUCCCGUCGUUCGGUCCCAGCUCCUGCCAACCUAGCAGUUCGAAAGCACCCCCGGGUGCAAGUAGAUAAAUAGGGACUGCUUACCAGCGGGAAGGUAAACGGUGUUCCGUGUGCUGCGCUGGCUCGCCAGAUGCAGCUUGUCACGCUGGCCAUGUGACCUGGAAGUGUCUGCAGACAGCGCUGGCUCCUGGCCUAUAGAGUGAGAUGAGCGCACAACCCUAGAGUCUGUCAAGACUGGACCGUACGGGCAGGGGUACCUUUACCUUUAUGAGUUGCUUUAAUCGGUGGAUUGUUGUCGUGAUACAUUUAGGUUAGAUCUCAGCUUGCAAUUUAUAUCUAAGAUCCUUUCCUGAUACCUCCUGGUAUCAAGGAUAUAUUUACUUUUUUCAUAGAGUCUGUGGAUUAUUUUGGACUACAACUCCUAUCAGCCCCAGCUAGGACAGUUGUGCUUUUGGGAGCUGAUGAGAGUUGUAGUCCAAAACAUAUGGAGGGCUUUAAUUUAGAGAAGCGUGCUUUGGUGUAUCUAUACUCGUGUUCACAGCAAUGCUUUGAGAACAUCCUGCUGCAGUAGUGAGAAAUAAUAACAAAGUAUUGUCUGUUAAUAAAAUGGAUACAACUGGAAUGGAUGUUUUCUGUAGUUCUAGCCUGUUCCUUUUCUCAAUAAUUCUGAAGCUCGUUUGCUGAGGGUGUGAAGCGGGUGUUUCAUUUUUGUAGACAUCAAAAGAUCACUUGGUUCCUGUAAAUGACCCUUUUGUCAGAGAUGUCCUAGGGCUCUGUUACAGAUUUAGAAAGCAAAGAUAGCAGGAAGUAAUUAGUGAAAAAAGUUGUUAAAAGAUUUUAAAAUAGCUCUUUCUCUCCUCGGGGAAUUUUCUCUUUCAGAGACAAGAUGAUACUUCUGACUUUUCUUUUUAAUGUGCUUCUAGCCCUUCCUAGUGUGUUGCAGUGCAGAGGAGGGUUUGAAGGAAUCUCAGCUGUAGUGUCCCCUCCUGAUGGUGACAUUCUGGGGAUUAGUUUGGCAUCUCUUCCAGAUGCUUUGUGGGAUAGUAGAAAUAAGCUGACACUUGGGAUUACCAGACUCUGACCUCUGAUUGAAAUGUGUGUUGUGUGUGUGUUCCUUAAAUCAACAAUUUUUUCAACCUGUGUUCAAGGAACCUUGAGGGUCCUCAGACAUUUAUUAGGUUCUUCUGUAAUCACUAAUUGCAGACAAGCUUCCCUGAAUGACAGCUUGCCCUCCUGCUACUGAUAUUUUCUGAAAUGCACAGCUAUAGGGAAGGGUUGGGUGUGGUUUACAGUGUACACUUUGGUCUCAUUGUUGCCCUGCAUGAACUAAUAGGCUUGGGCAAAGACUUAUGUGAACUGCCCCCUUGUAAUAGUCUUGUAAAUAAGCCCCCACGAGUUAAUAGCAUGCAAAAAAGAGAAGAAAAGAAGAAGAAUCACUUGUCUAUUGGGGGCUGGCAGAGGAGGGACUACGAGCUGCAUUUCUGUACUGGGUGUGGAAGAGGGGACUUUCCUCCAGCAGCCAGUUUGGUUUCUGUGCUGGUUCCUCUGCCAUCCUGUUCACCUGUCUGCAUAGAAUUUAAUGCACUUGCCUGUGUGCAGUUCCUGGUUGUCUAUGGUUAUGAGGCUAGUGCUUAAAUACAAGGGUGCCCUAGGCUGCUAUAGAAUACACAACGGUUCUGUGGCAGGACACAGGGGUUUCUGGGCAGGCAAGUCAUUGAGGAAAAAGUUUGAAACCAACUGACAUCAACCCCAGCCAUGGAUUUUGAAAUCAAAUUGUACCAUGUAGUUCUAUAGUCGAUGACUGAAUUAAAUUUAUUGUACUUCUCACCCAUGUUAGGUGACUUGCUAAACUUGUAUCUGGGUUAUACUGCUUCAGGCUACAGAUGACAGCUCAUUUGAUAGAAUAGUCAUUCCAACAAAAAAGAAAAAGAAACUGAAUCCCUACACCUACAAAGCAAGCUUGGUUGGAAUAAGCAGUUCUGUCUUAGCCUUCUUUCUGAUAUAUCACUUUUCUCUGUGGGGAUAUUUGUUUGUUUGUUUGUUUGUUUGUUUGUAACAUUCCAUCAUGUGAGCACCCCCACCCCAACCCAAGCAGUAUGAAAUUGAGCAAUCCAGACACAAGUUUACCACCUCCUCUACUGUUCUUACUACUAUGUUUUAAAUCAAUCACAUCAACUGUCCUCACAAUCCCUGGUCAUUUGCAUGGUUAUGGUCUUGAUAUAUUAGUAUUUUUGGUGCUUGAUAUAUUAGUAUUUUUUGUAUUUUCAGACAAUUAUUGUUUCCCAAAGCAGCUCCUAUCAACAGUCAGUGACAGGCCCUUCUUAUAGGGCUUACAAGCUAAAAAGAAGAAGAAACACAAGGGAAGAGGAGGGAGUGGAAAAGGCAGAGGAGGGAGAUCAUUCCACCCGCAUGUCUAUCUUGUGGCACAGAAAUUAAUUUACCUUCUUUUGAUUAAACUCUUGAUUUCUAGUGACAGAAGCUUCUUUUUCAGCAGCUGAGAAGUUUGAUUUUGCUUCUGAACAACAAAGCUUAUUGAAAUGGAGUACAAAUAAAUUACAAGGAAGACAACUUAUGCUUUUUGUUAGACAACGCUUGAAUGAGUCCAAAAUAUUUAGCAUACCUUAAUCUGCGUUAAGUUGUAUAUUAAAAUCACUGUUUUGUUUCCACAGGGUGGCAUUUUGCAGUGUUUCCAAGUUGUGAUAACCAAGGCGAGGCGAAUAGUCCAGGGAGCUUUUCUCCAUCUUAACAGAGCCAGGUAAACUGAACAAGCAGCCUGAACCCAAUAUUUUGUUUUGAGCUCCAGUAUGCAUGAUGAAAGUAGUGUAGAAUCUAUGUGACAUCCUCUUGUGAAAUGUCGCACCUGUCCGUACCCUCAAGGCCUGCUACCAACAUUCUUGAGAUACUUAGGCUGAGAAUAUUUUGUUCAUAGAAAUGGGGCUCUUAAGUCCUGAAAUGAUCAAAAUAUGUGGUGGUUCCAUUCAUAAGUUCAUGGUAUUAUUAUUUCAUGCUGGGGGUGGGGGAAGAACUGAGGAAAGAGUUUAGGCAGUAAACCUUGCAGGGGAAACAGCCAGGGGCUGCCCUUGAGCCUUCAAAUUAUACAGCAAGCAUAACUUGAUUCCAAUUUAUUGUAUAUUGGAAGAUGCCAUGGGCAGCCUGCCUUCACCCAUGUAGCUUUGAUAUGUCUUAAAGCCAACAUGGUAGCAUUUGUACAGGUUUCAUGUUGUCUUUGUGAACAAUUUCAGUGGGCUACUUAAAACCACUUAGCUCUACAUAUCCCAAAUAACCAUAAUCACCCCUGUGUCCCACGUUGGUGUCUAAAAUAGAUGAGUAACACCUUUUUAAGUUCAUGCACCAGUUAGGACUGUAGGAGCCUAUAGAAGAGUGACUGCCCCUUGACUGCAGAAUUUCUUCCCUCUGAGGACUCGGCAAAGAGAGUCUUCUAGAGCAUCAUCAGAAAGUGAGGUAAAAUGUAUACUGUGAGCAGAACAGAACACCAUCUCUUGAUAGUGGCCUGGUUCUCACAUCACACUAAGCCAAACCAUGCAGGCUCCCAGAGAGGAAACUGUGGCCACUUAGCUCUUCCCCAAUUGUUUUGCUCCUGUUGUAUACUGAGCUAAGCCAUGGUUUGGCAUAUGUUUUCAAUUGGAACCUGACUAUUUAGCUGCCGAGUCCAGAGGAGGAGGAGGAUUAGCAUGAUUAGCUUCCCUGCACGUGAUCUUUUUGCCUAUCUUUGGCUGUUUUGCUGGAUGGUAGCAAUCAAGCCUUGCUUCAAUGCCCCUAUAGCAGUAAAGGUUUGUCUUUUAUCUAAACCAGGGGUUGUCAACCUGGUCCCUACUGCCCACUAGUGGGUGUUUCAGGAUUCUGGGUGGGUGGUAGGGGGUUCUACGGCACAAGCUGAAUCCUCCUUACAUUGAGCACUGGUGGGCGGUAAGGAAAUUUUACCAUCAAGAAAGAUGCAUUAGCGGGUGGUAGGUAUAAAAAGGUUGACUACCCCUGAUCUAAACUGUAGUGACUUUAACAUUCAGGAACUUGUAAUUCUGUUGUCAAGUUUCCCUCUGAUUCAUUCAUUCAUUUUUCUAGUAUAUUUUGAGGCACAAGGUUUAUACUAUCAUCCUUAUUGGAUUGCCGUGGUGGCAGUUCAGAGAUAAAUGCCGCAGCCUGAACUGAAUAAUCAUAACUGUAUAAUAUAUUUUUUUCUGUUUCCUUUUCCUUUUCCCACUUCUAGUCUACUCUUAUUUUAAUUCCUUCAACCUUAGGAAUGAAGUGAAAGGAAGGGUACUGUUCACCUUAAUGCAGGGGUGGGAAACUGCAGCCUCCAGAUGUUACUGUAUGCAGCUCUAGGCAGCAUAGUCAAAGGUCAAGGAUUACAUGGGUUGUAGUCCAGCAACACCUGGAGGGCCACAAAUACUUCACCCCUGGCUCAAGGUUACCUUCUGAAUUGUGCAAAAUUUGUCUGAGGGAUGGGGCUGGUGUUUCUUGAUCCUGGUAAGUGGUGCCACCUGCUGGAAAAUGAAGCGCAAAAUGCUCAUUUUUUCCUUUUAAAAAGCUAUUUAUGUGUUUCACCUGUUGGUGGAAAGAAGCACCUUCCUUUUAAUUUCCAGAGUGACUGGCUUAUUCCAUAACUCCGCCUAUAGUCUGUUGGGAUAUAUCGUGGCUUUAGAACACAUUAUACUAACAUUCCUUCACCUGGCCCUUCCCACCAUAGGUUUGCUGACAAGCUAAAUUAAGAGGCAUUGCAGGACCCUUAAAAAGUUAUUGGGCUUUGGCAGGUCGCCAGUUUAGAGUUCCACAUUUGUGGAGCAACCACCCAAAUUCAUGGGCCAUUGUUGGGCAAAGUGAGAUCUUCUGUCAUAUAGUCAACAGACUGGUUCCUGAGGUCACAUGAGAAACGGUGUGUUGGCCUCAAAGGAGUUAAGAUUAUAAUACGUGAUGGUGCCAGGAAGGUGCAGUGACAUGUGCCAUCUUGCUAUAACUUGCUCCAUCUCUGAGGAGAAAUGCUUCCUUCAAGAUCUGGCUAAUUUUGAAGCCUUUGGAGAACUUCCCAUGCUUAUCUGUUGAUAGGUCUAGAGUCACAGUAGAUGAAUUUGUUAGAGCCUGCUCCCUAAUAUCCUGAUCUUGCUUUUAAUGGGCAUUUAUUGCCCUUUGAAAGGACAGCUGGGUCCUCUUGAAAGAUUAUGACUUAUUUCAGAUAAAAUUGAAUUGCCUAAGAGCAGCAACAUACACUGCAGUUGCCAAACAGGAAACUAGUGAGAUUUUGGUUAAACUGUUUGUGCGCAGAUUGCCAGAACAUAGUAUCACUUUUUAUUUUGUUUAAACAAAUGAUAUAGAAAUUACAAUGCACCCAAUCAAAUAUGGAUACUACAUUUCAUUCUCCUUGUAUGGUUUCUUGUAGGUGGAGCCCUGCAUGCUUUUCCCUAAGCGCAGAUUGCAUCUUUGAUUUCUCCUUCCUUGGCUGUUUUUGAUUAAACGUUCUCAUAGCCUGAGAUUACUAGGCAAGCAGGUAAUGUUAGCUCUUGGUCUAUUCUAAACUUCUUUUUCUUCUUAUAAACUACGAUCCAUUCUGUGCAGUUGGGAGGAAUUGAAAGGCUGCAUGGAUAAACUGUCAUCUGUGUGUGGUAUCUUAAUAUAGCUAAGAGACAUUCAUAUUGGUGAUUAAGCUAGCAAUCAGGCUGAAUGUUGCUGCUAAUUCAUUGUAAAAGUUUAUUUGUGAAUAUAUUUAUAUUCUGCUGUCUCAUAAAGAUAUAUCCCAGCAGCUUACAACAAUAUAAAAACAUAAAACCAAAUACAGUAGUACCUUGGGUAACGUUACCUUCGGGUAACAUUACCUUCAGGUAACAUAAUUUCGAGUUAUGAACACGGCAAACCUGGAAGUGUAUACUUCCACAGAAGCAACACCUUUGGAUACGGACUUCUUGGGGUAAGUAUGGACCCCCAGGACAAAUUAACUUUGUAUCCAGAGGGUCCAUUGUAAUAAAAAGUUAAAAAUAAGUUAAAAGCAAAAAAGAAAUAAAAAACAAACCUCAAUGAACCAUUGUGGGGGAUGUACUCUUAAUUUUCUGCAUAGGCCUGCAAAAGUUUUCAGCAGGUGUUUAAAAGUUUGCACAGAAGGUGCUCACUGAAUCUCUAUUAGCAGAGUGUUUCACAGGACUGGGCCGAUGAUACUAAAGGCUUGAUUUCUUGUUGUCAAAUGAGCCUGUUUGCCUCAUGCUUCCCAAGGAAGAGUGACUUACCGGAAGAAUAAGAAAUCAAGAUAACAAACUUUUUAUAAAAGAAUGGAAAUGGUUUAUUGAAUAUUUACAAAUAAAUUGCAAUCAGAUAAAAACAUUGGCAGGAUUAUUGUAAUAACCUGCAGUUUCAUAAGAGUAUAUAUUUAAAGUAGAUAAUUAAAUGAUCAAAUUAAAUGAAUUUGGAUAUGCAGAAGAUAUUAAAAAAUAAAUUUAAAGAACCGCAGAAAGAGGGGGAAGGAAGUCAAACUUUGAAAUGUUAGAAUGAUUGUAAAAUUAGUGAAAUGUAUAAAUUUGAAACGUAUAAAUAAAAACUUUUUUUUAAAAGAGUGAGUUCAAUACCUGGUCACUUGCUUCUGUGUCAAAUGCUGUUGGUGUGCCCACAGGACUGUAGCAUUGUAACAUGUUCUCCUGACAGCGUUUUGUUCAAGGCAGCUGUAAACCAUUUAUUUUCCUGUGGAAAAUGAACUUGUCAGUCUUUACUAUAUUGUGGCCCCAGCUGAGCACUCCCAGGAGAUCCAGCAUGAUCUACAGUUUCCAUUCUUGCUGAUCAUUGGCUAUGUGGGCAAGGGCUGAUGGAAACUGAAGCCUCACAGUAUCUUGAGGGACACAGGCUCCACAUCCCGGGUUUAGGAAAGAACUGCUGCUAACUAGGCAGCUCCUAUGGAUAGGGUAUUGCUGGUUUUAACUGUUAAUACUUAGCCUUUUCCUUGCCUAUUAUUCUUAACAUAGUAAACCAUUCUUGUAUCUUUUUUGUUGGUGAUUAAUAUUUAGAAGUCUCAGGAACUGGGAAGAGGGGAAUGAACCGUGAGGGUGUCCCCGGGAAGAGUCCGGAGGAGAUGUAUAUUCAGCAGAAAGUCAGAGUCCUGCUAAUGCUUAGGAAGAUGGGAUCAAAUGUAAGUAUUGUAGGCAGCCUUGUAGACCCUCACAGAAGCUACUAGUUCAGCAUAAUUUGUACUAGCCUCUAGAACACCAUGCCCAUGUUAGUUGUUUGUGGCACUCUAGGGGUUUAAAGAGAGACAGCCAUUUUCCAGUUUGCAAAACUUUUCUUGCUUGUUCACCUCAAAUUGAUUCUUUCUUGUACAGGGCAACUUAGAGGGGUAGCUAGUUACAAUCAUGGACUUUUGUGACUAAGAGCCUCCCUACAUUCUUCUAUAGCUUUCCUUAGGGACGCGGGUGGCGCUAUGGUCUAAACCACUGAGCCACUUGGACUUGCCGAUCAGAAGAUUGGUGGUUCAAAUCGCCAUGAUGGGGUGAACUCCUGUUGCUCUAUCCCAGCUCCUGCCAACCUAGCAGUUUGAAAGCACACCAGUGCAAGCAGAUAAAUACUAUAGGUACCGCUGUGGUGGAAGGUAAAUGGCAUUUCCAUGCACUCUGGUUUCCGUCACGGUGUUCCAUUGCACCAGAAGUGGUUUAGUCAUGCUGGCCACCUGGCCUGUAAAGCUGUCUGUGGACAAACGCCGGCUCCCUCAGCCUGAAAGCGAGAAAGGGAAAGAACCCCAUAGUCGCGUUUGACUGGACUUAAUCAUCCGGGGUCCUUUCCCUUUUUUACCUAUAGCUUUCCUUAAAGGUUCCAGUUUCUCUUGAGCAGAUAACUUUGAAUGUGGCACAGGAUAAUAUUACUUCUGCUUGAUUUUACAUCUUAAAAAGAAUACAGUAAUACUAAAUUUUUGCCCCCAAACCUUUAUCCCAUAAGAACAAAAGAUAAGCCUUGCAACUGGAUCAGACUGAAGGACCAUCUAGUCCAGCAUCCUGUUCUCACAGUGGCCAACCAGGUGCCUAAAGGCAGUCCACAAGGACAAAAUGAGGGCAUUUUCAUUCUCUCACUUGUGAUCCCAAGAUAAUAGCUAUGAUGACUAAUAGCCUAAAUGCUAGUAAUUAUUUUGCAGAUACUACAUCUAGGUUUCUGCAAUUUUUCUACCUACUCCUUUUUGAAAAUUAAAAUUGUAAAAUGUAAAAUGAAUGUAUGAUUUUAAUAGAGGAAUACAUAAAUAAUAUUUUGUAGCACCUGGAUUUUCUUCUUUUCUCUCUCUGUCUCUCCUUUUUUAAAUUAUUGGGCAAAGUAAUUUCAUUUUAUAUUGCCAUGUGUAGAUGAAUAAAACAGUAGCUAUCUCCAAAUUAUUUUUGAUUUCAUGGGGAUCAUUUAGUGUGGUGUCCAUUUAGUGUGGUUUCACAAAAAGGGGAAGUUGUUUUUAUGGCCCCUUCUUGUGUGACUGGAAGCAGGUACAAGUGACAGUAAGGAAAACUGAACUGAACUGUGAUGAAUUGUACUCUGAAUAGUAAAUAAGCACAGACCCUACUGCUGAGUUUCUAUUUGUGGAUUUGCCUUUCUUUGUCCUUGUACAGUUAACCACCAGUGAAGAGGAGUUCUUGAGAACGUACGCAGGGGUAGUGAAUAGCCAACUUAGCCAACUUCCUCAGCAUUCAAUUGAUCAGGGUGAGUAGCAGGGGAAACGGAGACAUGUAAGCUUUCCAAAUAUUUAUUGGUAUAAGUGGUCUUUGUGGAAAUGCAUUUAAAUUUAUUUUAAAGCUACAGAAAAGGUUUAUUUAUAUUAUUUUACUUAGGAAAAAAGUAAGUAUCUGGAUAGACUUGUUGAAAUAAAACAUUUUGUAUCUAGCAUCUAAAAUAAUACAGUGAGGAUGCCUGUCUAAUGCUCAUAGGCAGGGAGUUCCAAAGCAUAGAUGCUACCAUGUUGAAAGAUCAAGACUCAGGAAGGGAAAAACUUUGUGCUCCCUGUGCUAAAAUAAAUCCAAAAUCAGCAAGAAAGUUAACAUAAUUUUUUGCCAAGAAAGAAAGCUAAGUCUUGUGCCCCCAUAAAUUUGUCAAACAUGAUUCUAUUUGAUUGUAUUACAUUUGUCUGCUGUUGUUUUUGUGGGAAGGGGAAGGAGCAAAGAUCUAUGUAAGAUGCAGAAGAUGAAAAUUCAGCUUUAAUGAUGGAUGAAGUUCUUUUUAAAUACCCUAGAGAUGCUUGAGGAACAAAAAGCAGCAUAAGCCACAAGGGCUUCAAAUGCUCGAUCCAUCAGCAGGGGAGUUCACUGAAGGACAGUAGUAGGUUCCAGGAUCCUGUAUGAUGGAACUUGGGUUUUGAUCAUUUUCUUGGCCGUGAGCUAAGCUGCAUCUGUAGUCGCAGAAGGAAUUAUUAAUUCUGACUCCACAUCACCCCUCUUUGGUAUUAGCAGCCCCCUGUUGACAUUGUGACAUUAAUUGUUUUGGUUUCCAAAAGUGGGAGUAACCCUUGGAGUACUCUGAUGCCUUCUGUUAGAAGGAGGGACGUUACAAAUCAUUUUGUUCUUGGAGCAUUAUUCCUCAAAAGCUCUUGAGGGUGGGGCUCAAGGAUUCCCCAUUAAGGCAUUAAACCAAAAUUAAGAGACCAAUGUAGAAAUGUAUUAAUUUUGAUGCCAAUGUGAGUCCUGUAGCUUGUGGAAAUGUUAAUGGAUGCACAGCUGGUAUGAUAUCUAUGAUCCCCCAAAGGUUGUACAGAACAAGCUGAAACAUCCACUCAGUUGGCAAGUACAAAAAAUAUAACCUGGUUUGGUCAUACAUUGCCCAGCUUUUCAAGCCAUAGUUUAGCAGCUGAAUAUGGACGUUGGGACACGCUUGCUACAUCCCUUCCUUGGCAUGCCAGUCUUGCUUAGGUCAAAGUUCCCUAUUAAGUCCAAAACAGAAUUGAUGUCAGUUUACUAACUUUAAACUUUACUAAAGUUUACUAAAUUUAACAGUUUGUACAUGAACUAAGAUCCCUGUUUGUGAACUAACAUUAAACCACAGUUCUCCAUUUUGUAUGUUUAUUAGUGAUUGCAAACUGCUGUGGAAAUUUUAAAUUGAAAUACAGACAUGUUGAAUAAUUAUUUUAAUUUGUCAUUCUAAAGUGUGAUAGAAUAUUGAGAACUGGCUUAUGUAGUGCAGCCCUCCAGAUGUUGAACUCCAGCUCCUAUCAGCCCCAGCCAGCAUGGUCCAUGGUCAGGGAUGGUAAUGCAUCUGGAGGGCUGCAGAAGCUCUCCCACUGCUCUAAACCAAGAGCAUCUUAAACCUGCAGAGCUUCACAGGAACUGCUCUUGAGAACUUCUGCUCUAGGGAGUCACUGCUUUUCUCAUUCUUACUCUUUGGACAGGAGAAGAGGUAACCAUGGAGGUAAUUAAAUAACAUCAAGUAUAUUCCAGUGUCUUAAUUAGCCAAACUGAAAUUGGUUGUCUGAAUGGAGAUCUUCUCCACUAGAUGGCAGUAGCUUCCUAUAAAAACCAAUUUCAGAACCUCUAAGAUGCUUGAAUUUAAAAUAUUCCCAUUUCCCCUAGAAAAUAGUGUCUAUUUACCUCCUACCACCCUACCCCUAUAUCUUGCAUCUAGGUGUCAAAGGAAAUUUUAAAAUCUGAUUUGCAAAGCCUUUGAUGUGCAUCAAAGAUUCAUCUAAAUCCCCUUUGGGGCUGGGUAUUAAUUUAAUGGUUCCUCAGAUCCUGACCGUGGAGUUCCACAUUCUCCUGAAUCCAGCCACAUUUCUAAAUUUGCAAACACAAACUUUCAUAGCUUGAUUAUACAUGAAGGUUUUGCUUUUUUCCAUUUAAUAGAAAUUCUGCCUUUUGCAUAUUCUGCUCUCAUCUGGACCAACUCCCUGCCUCUGCAAUGGCAAACACUGUGGCAGUUGCUCAGCUAUGCCUUUGUUGACAUAGCUAGAAAGCAGGGAGGUGUAUGCUGAAGACUGGUUCAAUUUCUAGUCCCUAGGCUGGAGCAGCCAACCUAGUGCCCCCCCCCGGGUGUUGUUAGACUACAACCUCCAUAAUCUCUGACCAUUGGCCAUGCUGAGCUGAUGAGAGUUGUAGUCCAGCACCACCUGGAGGGCACCACUUUGGCUACCUCAACCCUAGAAAAUGGUAACUGGUUGCUGAGUGGCAAAUCUUGUUUUCAGGUAGGGUUACUUUGUCACUUCACCCAAAGACAUUGGUCUCUUAUGUGCAGAAUAGCCACGUUAGAUGAUCUAACGUCGGUUAUGCUAUUCAGUCUUCAUUCUUUAACAGAUGGGGUGCGCUCCCAUUUCAGUGUGAUUUAGACAUUUGCCAAGUAUGUUGGCAGAAAGGAUUUGGAGAUGCUUUAAGUUCUGUGGAGGAGUUCAGAGUGGGAAUAAGCUGCAUGGCUGUCAUAGAAACAUGGGUGAAAGCUGGAAAGCUCUAGAAUUCCCUACCUUGCAAUCUGGAAGUGCCACAUUGAAAGUGAUGUUAAGAAUUCACUGGAAGGUAAUUAGCACAGUACUUCUCAAAACGCAAGCUGUUCCUCUUGGAGUCUUUGACACCAAGGGAUAUUUUGAAACCGAACUCCCAAGGUUUGUUCUUCGGCAGGGGCUCAGAGGUAUGAAAGAUCUGAAGAAUGGAGGCCUUAAUCUGUAAGUACAUGCCUCAGGGAAUGUUGGCCGCCUUCUUUCUCAGUCAUCUGUUUUGAUCUAUUCUGCAUUAGUUCCCCGCCUAUUAAAGAAGGAGCAAAAGCAGCAGCUCUUGAGGGUUUGUGCUAAGCUGCUACUUGUCAGAUAAACUGAAAGGCGUUACACUCUUGAAACGCUCUGUGCAAAUACAGUUGGAUGCAUCUGGGGUUUUUUGCUUUUUAAAAUGAAGAGGUUGCAAUUAGGUUGUACUGUUGGUUAUUUGCAUAAUGAGACUGGAAAGCAGAAUCUGUGUGGUCGUUAAAGUGGGAGUAUCAACCUUGGUGACUCUGCUGCCCUGCCUUGUUGGUUCUUGGAGAGAGCCAGUUCCCUUGGGGAGCACAGAGCUGAGAUGCAAAUAUACUCUGUGCAGAUAGGCUGAUGGACUAGGCUAGGGGAGCCACUCAGCCUGCACUGUGAAUUUUGUGCAAUAUUCUUCAACCCCAAGUCCUCACUUGGUGUUGGACUGUGACUCCCCAUCAUCCCCAGCCAGCUUAGCCAGUGAUCAGGCAUGAUGGGAGAUGUAAUCCUACAGCAAUGGUGGACCCAAGGUUGUAGAGUACUGUUUUAGGGGAAGAAAGUUGCCUGAGGUUUGAAAGUAGACGGGGAUCAGAUAAGAUUUGGAUUCAGGGUUGUAAUACUUGGUUUUGCUGGGAUGCCUUUCAUUGUUUUGUGUGUUCCUUCCUGCUAGCACACAGUUAGGAUCUUCUUUUUUUGCACAUGAACAAAGGAAAAGGAUACUUUGAAGGCUAUGGAGGAAGGCUUUGCUUUUAGCAACAUGCUGUCAGGCCUAUGCAGUUGUUUGACAUUUUCUUGAGUAACCAGUCAUGUUAAUGAUUGUUCUGCACUCUCUUUAAUGGUGUGUCUGUUUAUGUUGCUGAACGUUGUCCAGAUACGUUAUGAGAGGGCAGGGUAUGAAUACUUUUAUAAAAAUAAACAUACGUUUUGUGUUUUCACCACUCAUUCCCAAAAUGUUGUAGAUACAUGCCAGAGAAACAAAGAUGCUUUGAAGCUGUUACAGUGGUACCUCAGGUUAAGUACUUAAUUCGUUCCGGAGGUCCAUACUUAACCUAAAACUGUUCUUAACCUGAAGCACCACUUUAGCUAAUGGGGCCUCCUGCUGCUGCCGCGCCGCCGGAGCCUGAUUUCUGUUCUCAUCCCGAAGCAAAGUUCUUAACCUGAAGCACUAUUUCUGGGUUAGCGGAGUCUGUAACCUGAAGCGUAUGUAACCUAAGGUAUCACUGUACCGAAAAUGUUCCCAGCAGCUGCCUACAGAAUUGCAACACCUCUGGUUAGAGAGCCGGUAUGGGGUAGUACACUACAUCAAUCUGUGGCCCUCCAAAUGUUGUGGUACUCCAACUCCCAUCAGCCCUAGCCAGUGCAGCCAGAGAUCAGGGAUGAUGGGAACUGUAGUCCAACAACAUUUGAAGGGCAACAGUAAAGUGUUGGACCAGGGAAAUGCUUGGUCUAAUUUUUGUUCUUCCAUGAGACCUACUGAGUGACUAGGAGACGUUUGCUCUCUUCUAAUCGCAGGGUGGCUUUGAGAUGGGAGAGUCCUGAUCUCCUUGGAGGAAAAUAAAUAAAUAAAGGGUCGUUUUCAAAAGGCAGAUUUGUAGCCUUGGUUCUAAAGCGGUAGAGAUAAAUUUACCAUAUUUUUCGCUCUAUAACACGCUCCCAACCAUAACACGCACAUAGUUUUUAGAGGAGGAAAACAAGAAAAAAAAUAUUCUAAACGAAACAGUGGAUGUAUGAUUUUUGUGGUUCAUGCUGUGGCCACAGACAUGUGAUCUGACGGUGAGUUUGGGGUAACCCAAUGCAAAAAUCCUGAGGAUCUAUGUGGAUCCGUGCUUUGUAACCACGUUUUUGCACCACUGUGGCCCCAGGCAACAGUGGGUGCGUGAUUUUUUUUGGUGCAAGCUGUAGCCAUGGACAUGCUAUGUGAUCUGAUGGUGAAUUUGGGGUGACCCAGUGCAAAAAUCCUGAGGAUCCAUGUGGAUCCGUGCUUUGUAACCACGUGAAUGAAGGAACUGUCAGUAAUGUAUGGUAUCUCCAAUACAGUGAUGAAGGAAGAGGAGGGGGGGAGCUCACACUUGUUCUAGGCAAAGCAGCCAACUCCUAUAGGCCUAGGUGCCUUCACCCCCCCCAUUAAAUAUUUGAGGGAGUCAUCCUCCCCCCAUGCUUUGUCUUGAGAUCAUUGCAGUCUGUGAGAUGGGGCUUACCUGUACCUGCCCCCCCCAAUAUUUUAUUGAAGUUGGAACAGGGAGGGAGGGAGGGAAGAGAGAUGGAGAGCUCACAUUUGUCCUAGGCAAAGCAGCCAACUCCUAUGGGCCUAGGUGCCUUCACCCCCCCAUUAAAUAUUUGAGGGAGUCAUCCCCCACCCCCCCAUUGUGGUAUGUGAGUGGGGAUUACCUGGGUGUCCUCCCAAUAUUGUUUGAAGUUGGAAGAGGGAGGGAGGGAGGGAAGGAAGAGAGAGGGGGAACUCACAUUUGUGCAGCUGCCUUGCCUCAAACCGGAGCAAAAAGAGGAGGAGGAGACUCAGGGACACGAGCCUUGUAAGCCGCUUUGUUUGAAUUUACCGGUGAGGUGCUGGGGGAGGGACGGAAGGGGAUGCCCUCUUUGUCCCUCCUUCCAGCUCAUUGUAAAGAAAGCAGAGUAAGAGCCGCUUACAUUUGUGUAAGGGAGAGCCAUAGAGCAGGCAGACAGGAGAAAGAGAGGCUGUCUCCCUUUCCCCACCUUGGCUUUUACACACUGCGUGCAGCUCUUGCCGGCUUCCGAGCUGCCUCCCUUCUCCCACCUCGCCAAAAAGCCAUAGAGCAGGCAGACAGGAGGAAGAGAGGCUGUCUCCCAACACUCAGCUGUUGCUCAGCUGUUGCCGGCUUCUCAGCAAGCCAAGCGGAGGAAGAGAGGCUGCCGAACAGCCAGCAAGAGCGGCUCCUCCUGCCUGCAUUCGCUCCAAAGCGCGCAGACACAUUUUCCUUUACCUUUUAGGGGGGGAAAACUGAGUGUUAUGGUGCGAAAGGUACGGUAAUAAGGGAGUUUCAACCACAUAAAUCAUGCUAUAGAAUACACCCUAAUUCCUAACGUCAGAUCAUCUUUACAGGAAGCCAGACCGCAUUAUAAAAUUGCUCCCCUCCCACCUAUUAUUGUGAUUCCAUUAUUUGUCACAUCUGCCUUUUUCUAGCCCAGACACAGUUGGUGUGAGUCACUCAACAUAGCUUUUGGGCAUAAUUUUGGAGUCUAAUCUGCCAUGGAAUUGAGCAGCUCAAAGAGACCUGUGUAAACUGGGACUUGCUAAGAUGAAUCAUCUAAUGGGAAUCUUCACAACUGGCUUCCUACUUGGUUUUGUCUGUUCACAAAGUCUGUGUUCAUGCUGAACAACAGACAUUUCCACUAGUGAAUGCAGCAUCUAGUGAGCGCCUGCAGCUUUCUCUGCUGUUCAUCGUUAUUAACCAGUUUCCAAACCUUCAGGGCUAUUCAAUUUCUUUUUAAAAAGAGAUAAAUGGCAAGAAAAUAUGAAAAUAUUUCCAGAGUGGAAGCUGUGUCACCCCAGUAUGGUUCCCCUUUAUCAUAUACAUACCCCAACAAUACAACAAGAAUCCACCAACAGCAUACAAAUCAAUAUGGCUAGCCUGAUCCAAAAAUCCACCCCCUCACACACUCACACUCACACACAUAAACAAAUCUCACUACAGCCAACCACACCCUAGGCCACCCCCAACCUCUCUCAUCACCAAGGAAAUAUAACAAGCGAAUAGUUAGAGAACUCAUCCAAGUGACGCUGACACAAAACCCCACACAUAGAAGGAUAGAAGCAUUACCACCCCACCCCACUCACCAUACCCCUCUCCCCCCUUUUCUUUCCAACCUAAUACUGCAUGCAACACUUAUGUCUCACAACAAAUGAAACUGAUCCGUAGAAAACACAACUUGAAAAAGAGACGAUGCACGUAUUUUUUAAACUAAUAAAUCUUUAAUAAUAAAAAACAAAAAAAGAAGGAAAAGACUUCUGCACUGAGACAGAAUCCCCCUUUUCCUGCCAAGCAGCUAAUUAUUUGAAUAAUAAUGAUAAUGAUAAUAUUUUUUUAUUUGUAUCCCACCCUUUGGACUGGGUUGUCACCCUAGGAGGGCAUGCCUCUUGGAGGUAGUUUGGAAAGCAUCGUUUGGGCGUGCAGCUGCAGAAUUAAACAGGUUUAAGGUUUGCUAUUUUGUUUUUUUGUGCGCCACUUGAACUCGGUUCUUAACCUUGAAUAGUAGAAAGAUGUUUGCAUAUCAUUUGAACAUACUGGUAGCACUACCAUCAUGCACCACAAAGUAAGGAAAAUAUAAGAAACUGGUCCCUAGAAGCAUGUUUGAGCUGAAGGUGGUUCCUGGGUUUGAAAAAGUUGAAGACAAUAUGAGAGUAGAUACCAGAGACCUUUGUAAGCGGGCAGGUUGAAUAGCAAUUGGCCAAUGAGCUUGUGUGCAGAAUUUUUUUCUAGUUCCUUUUCAUGCUACUGGAAGUGUCAGCAAUAAUGUUCAUAUAGAUUCAGCUCUGAUUCCCAGGCAUUUGGCAAAUAUUCUGCUUGUUUUCCAGGCUGUGAUGUGUUUUCCUUUCCAAAACCAUAUUCAUUGUAAAGGUUACCUGUCUGAGCUAUCGACCUGUGCCCUUACUUUCUUAUGUUUGUUUACCUCCUAGCCAUGGCAAAGUUCCUCUGUUUCUCUUUUGGCACCAUUUAUUAAUAAUAAUUGUUGUGGCCUGCAAGCAGUUUGCUACUCUUGCUGAUCAAGUGGUGAAUUUAUCACACUAGUUUCCUUUGCCUUUUGGGGAGCAACCAUAUUCCCUUUGGAAAUAAAAUACGCGAAAAGCAGAUGAAUGCACCAUAGCUAGAAGGUGGCGAAAAGCAGAUGAAUGCACCAUAGCUAGAAGGUGGCGAAAAGCAGAUGAAUGCACCAUAGCUAGAAGGUGCCAUUGUAUUGCUGGAGAACCAGACAGGGUCUGUAAUGAAACCUGAGGCCACUAUAAAAAUCAAAGUUUGGUUUGGCAGGAGGGAGAGAGGAAGUAAAUUCUGCUCGGAACUGUAACUGCAGACACAGCUUCAGGUCCUGCUGCCUGGGAAAUAAUAUUCAUGGUUCACCAGUUCAGAUUCACAGCAAUUGUCCUGUGGCAACAGGCUCUUCCACUGCCUUGUGCAAGCUAUUUUUCAUGUUAAGAAUUAUGCUGGACUACACAAUGGCUUUAAAUAUUUUUUCCUGUAUAGACUUAGGGCAGCUUAAUGCAAGAUAAAGAGUUAAAAUAUCUGUGCAUGCACACACAUGAAUGUAGAACAGCCUGGUUAAGCACAAGUCCAGGUGAUUUUGCCAAGAACAACUUUGCAAAUAGGUCUGUAAAAAAAUAAAUAGUAGCCCACCUGCUCCCAUGUAUCAUUGGCAGUCAUUUGUGCCCUAAAAGUAAACAACUGUUCCACCUGAUCACCUGGAAGCAAUUUCUUAGUCUCCACAGGCAGUUGCCUAUUUAUAAGCUUGGCUAGGGGUGAGUUGAUACUCUCAUCAGUGAAGGAGCCAGCUAUCUUAGGCUCUGCGCCAACAGCUUUGUUUGAACAAGCUGCAACUGAAGCCUUCACUUCAGCUUGGGAGUGAUCUUAGGUUCACUCCCCCUGUGAGUUGUUGGUGUAGUAACUGGUGUAGAUUCCUCAACUGCUAUAUGAAAUGUUGGACUGAAUUCUCAAUCUCCAGCAAUCUCCAGUCAGCAUUUAUUUCUACAGACUGGUUAUUUUCAGCAUUGUCAUUUGCUGCUUAUCUGGGACAAAUAGCAACAGUGCCCCACCACCUCCAUUCUGAUCUUAGGCUUUGCUUCUUUACUUCUUCAAGAAUAUACCAGACCUCACAAGCAUCAUCUGAAACCCUUCUUGUGUGUCCUAUUUGAGAGAGGCUUAGAGGGUGCCAGUAAAGGAGAGGACCUUUUCUGUUGUGACACCACCACCAGUAGUGAAAUGCUCUCACAAGUGAAACAUAAACUUUCCUGGCACUGACACUGACAUAGUUUAUGUGCCAGGUAAAGAUUUUCCUUUCCACUUAGGUGUUUGAUGGAAUUCACAAAGUUUUUAAAUUUGGUUGUAAGUCACCUGAGUCUGCUCCAUGUCCAGCGACUCACACAUGAAACAAACAAACAUAUAAUCAGCCACACAAGCUGCUUACUAAGCACAGGUUUUCAAUUAAUAGGCAACCUCAUCUCAAAUUGCCACUUCUGGCCCAAAAAAGGUUAGCAAAUCUGGUCCACUUUCAGAAAAUGGGAUGAGGCAAUAAACUUGUUUCUGAACUGCGUUGCUUCACACUGCCUUUUGUGACUCCCAUUAAGGGACCAUCUUCUAUGUUGGAAAAUUUCUCUUCUCACAGAAAACUGGCAUGUUGAGUUGAAGACUAAACUAGAAACUUUCUCCCUUACAUAUUUCUCACUGUAUGGCAGAGCUGCCCACCUGCAGCCCAGUGGAACAGUUUAGGUUGAAUCUACUGCUUAAACCUCAUUUGCACAGUUUGUCUCCCGAAAAGAAAUUCUUGUAGCUCAGUGAAUUAGGUUUAACUGGGUAUUGACUACUUACAAAACUCGAUUACCUUUACUAUCUUUUUCUAAAAGGUUUGCUUUCAAUAUCUAGGAUAGACCAGUUGAAGUUACUGGGCCUCAAAGGGUUAUAUAAAUAGGUCUACCCUGAGUAGGACCAAGACAGACUACAACCUUUAAUUAUUUCAUCUUCACCUAAGAUUUUAUUCCAGAUGAUUUGGGUUCUGCAGUGAAUGAUGGUACUUAAGAAAUUAAAUAGAUGCCAUUCAUUUCUGCAUCUUCCUCUAGCUUCUUUGUGUAAUUUGGCUAUAUAUAAUCUAACUGUAGAAAUCUUCCGGUCUUCGGUGCAGCUGGAGAUUUCUUGGGGUGUUGCUUUGUAAACUCUUCUGCUCUGGCCACUGUAAUCUGUAAUAGGGCAAAGAAAAGAAAACUGAUUUGGGCUGCUGAAAUUGGCAGUGGGGCUUUUGGAAGGCUGGGAGGAUUAUCUUGAAAUAAGUCUCCUGUGCUUACAUAAGAUCCACUAGAAAUUUUCUUUCCUCUUCUUUUUUAAAAAAUGGGGUUUUGGAAGAGAGUGGGGAUUGGGAUUGGGAUGGGGGAGGAAGAAGCAUCUGCUGUCUGUUAGAUAACUCUGCUCAUCUACUUUGUGGGCCAUGAUGUCAUCUGUUAUCUUGUUGUUGCUAGGAAACCCUGCUUCCAUGGAAUUUCCACACCAAAGGCACCUCUGGGUUUAAAAGUAAUGCACAUUAGAAGAAGAAGCCUGCCGCUUGGAUCUCCUGCCUUGUUCUGCCUUGCUCUUUUUGGUUGAUUUCCCCCCUUUCCCCAAAAGGAUGAGAUUCUAGUAGAACCUGCAUAGCAUCUCUCUCAGUCUUAGCUCUUCCUACGAAGGAGCUACUAGGGGCCUUUGAUCUGAUUCAGCAGGGCUGCUCUUAUGAACCCAGCAGCAUCAUAUUUCUAACAAGAACAGAGAAUCCUCUGUCACCUUUGAGCCCCUUUGUGGACUGGAGCCAAAGCAAUAAAAUCAGACUGAUCUACUCCCAAUAAGCAGCUGUCUGUGAUAAGUCAGCAUAGCAAGAAAGAUAGCUGAAAGUGGACAGCUCCACUUUGUUAGUAUAUAUUUGGACUCUGCAGGAAAAUGGAACCAAUUUCUACUGCCCCUUGCCUUUCAUGGACUUCUGAUCUCAUUGUUUCCAAAUCUUUAUGUAUAUCUAUAUGUGUGUGUGUGUGUGUGUGUGUGUGUCUGAGAGAGAGAGAGAGAGAGAGAGAGAGAGAGAGAGACAGAUCGCCCACCAUACAAUUGGAGUAGCCUGCAACACUUGAAAGCUGGUGUCUCAGUAAAUAUCUGCUUUUAAGACAGAUUCUGCAGCUACCUCUUUGGAAUUCAUCAUAUUAAUAAUUUUCUUUUCAAACACACCCAAAUAGCAAACAGGUAUGGAUGUUUUUCCAAUACUAGUGUUGUCUAGUCCAUAAAUUUUGACAAAGGAUAGAAUAGCAGCAGAGGAUCGGUUAUGACCCUCAAGGUAAUGAAUUGAUGCAAGGUUCUGUAGACAGAGAGUGUAGUUCUUGUUGCAUUUUCAUACUUCCUAGCCUUCUAAGAAGUUCAGAAUGGCUUACAUUAUUAUCCUUGGGAUUUGUGUAAGGAGGGCAAAGAAGUAAAUGAAUAUAGAAGGUCUGCCACAAUAGUUAAACCACAAACAGAAACUGGUCUUACUUUGAAUCUUCAAUUUUCGACUUUUUAGCAUGCCUUUUUAACUUCAGUGGAGUUUGUUUUGUUUUGUUUUGUUUUGUUUGUUGUCUUUGUUGGAUCUAUCCACUGCAGUUUGACUAAUGAGUGGGAUUCACCUAAUAAGCCCCUUGUGUUUGUGAAUGGGGAUUCCUCUCCUCCCACUCUGCACUCCCUCCCACUUCAAAUUGGCGGGGGUGGGGGUGGGGAUAACCCCAAGCAGUGAGAGGGAGGGAGAUCAUUGCAUCCAGUAAACUGAAAAGCUUGUGCAGAUGAAACAUUUAUAACUGUGCUACAUUUAAUUCCACCCAGUGACUUCCAGGAAAAUAACUUGGGCUCCAAGCUCUCUAGUUUAAUUUGGAACUAGGACACUGAUCUUUCAGUGUAAUUUUGUGUGUUUGAGAUUUGUACCUCAUCCUGUAAAAAUGAGAAUUUAAUAGUCCUUCACAUGAUUGAGAUGUUUUCACUAACAGGUGUUUUGCAGAAUGCUUGAAAGAUUACUUUACUGACUUUAUUUUCUUAAAGCUCUUUUUAAAGACUUUGCACUUAAUUUAUCUCAACACACUAAGCUCCUUAGCUUACUAAAGCUUCAGUAAUGUUUGUCCAGACAGUGGUUUCUUCUAGAUCCUUAUUCCUCCUCCACUUAAAAGAUGGAGGCGAGAGAAAAAUAAGAUGCAUACAAAUUGCUAUAACUCUUGCAAAAUGGAACUUAUAUGAUACAAGUUGCAAAGAAAAUACAAAAGAAUUCAGUUUUACAUUUCAUUCAAGCCAACAUGGUUCUCAAUCUGGAUUAUAGACUUUUAACUGCUCACUCCACAGUUAUUUCCCUUCACAGAAUCAAUGAAUAUUGGUAACAUCAAGAUUACUGACCAUGCUCCAGUAGAAGUGACCAUAGGACUGAGCAAUGACAUCCAAAUCCAUUUAACCCUAUUUUAGAGACUAAUCAACUAUCUAGAUAAAGGAUAGCAGAAACCCUACAAUUCUAUUUUAAGGAAUACAACAAUAACAGCACCAAUUCUACCAGCCUUGGGGGAGGCUAUGAAAGCAGUGACAAGAGGUAUAUGUCUCAAAGAAAGAUCAUAUAUUAAACCUCUACAACAAUAACCAAACUAGAAAUGGAAAUUACUGAUCUACUAACUAAAUAUAAAAGUUCUGGUUCAAAACAUCUUCUCAGAGUAAUUGAACAAAAGAGGCAAGAUAUAGACUAGAAAUUAAUAACACACUAGUCAACCUCUUAUAAGUGAAACAACACUUUUAUGAAUAUGGAAGUAAAAACUCUAGACUUUUGGCAAACAGAUGUAAAAAGAAAAAAUUGAGGUCUUUAUCUUUUAAAAAGUUCCUCCAGGUGGCGCCCUUGCUCAAGUCUUUUAGAGAGACUGCUCAUACAUUAAGGUUGAAGUCACCCCCUAGUAUGGCUUCUCCCUUUAGCAAGUUUAUUGAAUUUACAUAAUGCCAGACCCUCAAAGUGUCCCUAUUUUCCAGGGAUGUCCCUGAUUCAGAGAAGCUGUGCCAGUUUCUUAUUUGAUCCUGGAAUGUCCUACUUUUCCAUAGGAUUUCCCUAUUUUCAAUGGAUGAAUGUUGGAGGGUAUGGUAGGAUGUCCCUAUUUUCAUUGGAGAAAUAUUGGAGGGUAUGGAGUUAUCCAGCCUCCGAGCCGCCUGAAGGCAAUCCUGUAUAGGGAAGGUUUUUUUUUCAAAUGUUUAAUGUUUUAUUAUGUUUCUAUAUAUGUUGGAAGCUGCUCAGAGUGCUGGGGCAACCCAAUAAGAUGUGUGGAGUAUAAAUAGUAAAAUUAUCACUAUGCAAUGGGACAUCCCUAUUUUCAUUGGAGAAAUGUUGGAGGGUAUGUCAUACCUUUUGAAUAAAAUGAAGUUGCUUCAGACUUGGUGCAUACACAGAUCCAUUCAUUGUCCCAUUAAUAAAAACAUAUCUACCAUUAUUGUAUUUCAGAAUUGGGUGAAUUUUAAAGGUUAUUCCUUUGCCAAAAAUGACUGCUACCUCCUUGUCCUUUAUUUGAACCUGGUGCUGUCACUUGGUGUUGAAACCAAGUGCCACUGAGGAUUUUACUUUCCCUAGGGGAUUUGUGAAUCUGUGAGUUUCUUUUUUAUAGGAUCACUAAUUCCCCUCGCAUUUGUGUGGUGUUCAGGUUUUCCCUUUUGUGCUACUAACAGUUAUUAAAUUGUAAUAUAUAAUAAACAUUAUAAACACGGAUCUCAGACUUCCAGUCAGAGGAACGCAUUUUCGCAGAUGAUGUGUUCCGACACCACCACCUCCCAAUCUUUUCCUGCUUUUCCCUGUGACCACUCAUCAUCGUCCCGCCACCAAUCUCCAGGCUCUGAGCCUUCUUCUCUUGGUGGUUCCUCUGCUGGCUCCCACCAUUCCUUUGCAUCCAACCAGUCCAUGACACUUAGCAGCCGUGCUUCCUUUCUAAAUCCAAGAGUACUCUGUUCUGACCAAAAUGAGCCUGUGGGUGGUGGGUCUGUGCUUUCUCUACUCAUAACUAAAGCAACUUUGCAAGACAUAAAAUUGUUGUCAUAACCAUCUCCUUACUAUUGAUCUCUGCCCAGGGGCAAUGCAUUGCUUUGAACUAAGUUGCCAAGAGAUAGUAACUUAAAUUAAUCUUCCAUCAGCAAAAACUGCAAAGUGGCUUCCUUGAGUGUCUUUCAGGAGGAAGAAAAAACUUGAGUCUGUUGAUGUGUUGCAUUUGGAAUUGCUCUCUCUGCUAUCUAAUCCUUUUAACCAAGAGGCUUCAAAGAAAGCCUUAUUAAAGGAAAUAAUCCGUUCAUGCAGGCCUAAUUAGUUUGUGUGGGGCCAAGGGGGGAAAAUGCUUUUGUGUUAUCAGUUGCACUUGAAUGGCAAAGAUCAUUUUUAAAACUAAAGAUCAAUUGAAGGCUUAGCUAAACAUCCGCAGCCAUGUGGGUGGGGACUCUUGGAAAGCAUGCCGCUUCUUAAUUUGAUUCUGAUCAUUGCUGCUAGAGGAUCUGCAGAUGAAAGUACCAGCAGCUUCCUCUGUGUCAGUCUUGGGAGGCCAGAAGUUCUGAGGCAAAUUAAACAUGGCACAGACAUUCCCCAUAAGACCACCUUGCUGUCCAGAAGCCUGCUUUAAAGAGGGGCUCAAGGCUAACUAGAUGGAUCAUCUUUCUCCUCCCACCCCAUGUGUCCUAGAGCACCAUUUCUCAGCCUGCUGGGCUAGGGAUUACUAGUGGGCCUCAGUGCAGUUGCCUGUCCCCUAACCAAUGUCAGCCGCUCCCUUCACACAUGGUAUACAUGCAUGCAUGGGAGCAGGAGAUAGAGAGUGAGGCUGUAUCAUACCGAGUUAGAAGGGAAAGAAGGAGAGGACAGGGUAAUAGAAGAGAGGGGAUGGGGAGGGAGGGAGGGAAGGAAGGAAGGAAGGGUUGGUGGGUGGGCAGACCAAGAGAGAGGGAAAGGAGAAGCCAGGAAGCCGCUCCUCCAUUCUGUAAAGGAAAGAACUGGUUGUGGCAUUGAAUUGAAUUAGAAAGAGAGAGAUCAAUCUUUUAAUAAUAAUAAGCAAUAACUAUAGUAUAAUAUAAAAACUGGGAAUCAAGAGGAAUAGAAUAAUAAGAGGGAAACUAUUAGAGGAGGAAAUGAAUGUAAGAGCAGGAAGAGAGAUAAAGGAACUAUCAGUUUGCGGUUGAAAUAGGGUACAAGUGUGAAAGGAGAAAUGACCCGAAAUUAAGUAAAAAUAUUUUGAGGUCCUCUUUUCCCCUAGAGCCUCUGAAACAGCAAUUUCUGCCUAAAAUUGAGAGUCUGAGUCACAAUAUGACCAAAUUCAAUGUUUUCCUUAGCUUUUAAGAAGGCUGAACUAUGGAACCUGCUGUGCCAAAUAAUUUAACUGUUUCCAAAGAGGGGAAAUGAUUGUGGUAAUAGCCGACUGAUAACGUCAGACUCUGCCUCCACCUGCUGCCGUUUUGUGACUGACUUCAGCCCUGCACCCCAUUUUGUAACUAGUCAUGUCGAUAGUUUUUAGCCCUCUUAGGUGGGUCCUGGGGGUGGAAAGUUCUGUUGUAGAUCUUGGCCAUCCUGCACUGCAUUCCCAGCAGUGCACAAAAGUGGCUUAACUACCAGAUGUGUCACUGUGGCCAAAUCGAACACCUCAAGGAAUGGGCACAGCUGGUGCACUAAAUUUAACUCUGCAAAUGCACUCCUGGCCACUGAAGAAACCUGGGUACCCAUGCUCAGGACUGAGUCUAGAUGUACGUCUAAACUGCGAACCUGGGUUUUCAGGGGGAGUUUGACUCCAUCCAGCACAGGCUGAUUCCUUAUUCCCUGUUCUCCCUUCCGACUGACCAAGAUCGCCUCUGUCUUGUCUGGAUUGAGUUUCAAUUUGUUCACUCUUAUCCAGUCCAUUACUGAUGAUAGACGCUGACUUAGAACCAAGACAGCUUCCUUUGAUUUAGGUGUCAUCAGCAUACUGGUGACACCAAACCCUGAAACUCUGGACAACCUCUCAUGUAAAUGUUAAAUAGCAUGGGGGACAGAACAGAACAGAACCCUGAGGGACCCUGUAGGCCAAUGACCAAGGCAUCAAGCAGGAGUCCCCCAGCGCCACCUUUGGGUUCGCUCCUCCAGGAUGGAACAGCAACAGUGCAACAGUGCCUCAAAGUCCCAUCCCAGCAAGACAGUCCAGAAGGAUAACAUGGCCAGUAGUAUUGAAAACCAUCAAGAGGUCCAGCAGAGCCAACAGGACACACUUCCCUUGCCCUGUUCCUGGCAUAGGUCAUCUACCAAGGCAACCAAAGCCGUCUGUGUCCUAUAACCAGGCCUGAAACCAGAUUGAAAUGGAUCUAUGUAAUCAGUCUCCUCCAGAAACCCCUGAGCUGAGAUGCGACCACACACUCUAGUACCUUGUUCCAAAAUGGGAAAUUGGAGACUGGCCAAUAAUUUUCCAGUACAGUGGGAUUCAGGGAGGGCUUUUUCAACAGAGGUCUUAUAACUGCCUCCCUUAGGCUCACUGGAAUCCUGCCUUGUUGUAAGGAUGCAUUGACCAGAGGGGCACCCCCUUGCCAUCCCUUGUGCAAUGAUCUAGCACACAUGUAGCUCUCACAUUUCCAAGGAUCCUGUCCACAUCCUCAGGCUGUACAAAUGGAAAAGUAUCAAUUUCUGCUGGACAAGCAGAGGCCAAAGUUACAUCCACUAGACCUGUAUCAACUAUAGCAUCCAAAUCAGAAAGGAUCCAAGCAAUUUUGUCAGCGAAGUACUGAGCAAAUAGUUCACAAUAGGUCAUCAAGUGGGUGCAAGUUACCUGUUUUAUGGCAUAGUGGCUUGUUAGGGUUGAUGUAGCCAUUUGGAAAGCCAGCUUGCCUGUAUUGUCUUCCUAAGUGGGGAGAAGGCUGUUUGUGCUUCCCCCAGAUUUUGAUCCUCCCAUCUUCCUAACAGGACAGGCUGGUUGCACACAGACUGCAGCAAGUUACCACUUGAAGACUCGGGGAUUGCACUCAUCCAGGGACUUUCCUAUUUGUGUGGUUUCUGGAAGCAGUAAAGCAUUCCAUCCCCAUAUUACUUCAUAAACGUCUUGCUAUAAAAGAAAAAGAACUAGGAACUUCCAGUCACAGGCCACUGGAAGAUAGGAAUAAGGGAAUUUUACCAAGACAGCAAGGACCUUGUGUAACAGCAGGUGUGGUGAAGUGGACUGAGACAAGUUGCUUCCCUAUAAUUAAAAUGCUGCUAUUAUUAUUAUUAUUAUUAUUAUUAUUAUAUUUACGUUUAUGUACUAGCUCCCUGGGAGUUUGAGGUUAGCAUACAUAGCAUGGUCUCCCUCUUUUAUCCUCACAACAACCCUGUGAGGUAGGUUGGGCUGAGAAAAUGUGCCUGUCAUCCCACGCUUAACCAGUUAUUUUCAAUGCUAAGUGGAGAUUCAGACCCAGGUCUUUGCAGUUUAACAACACUAAUCUUGUACACCACAACACCUCCAGCAAAGCUAGGAUACCCAGUAAUUUAUAAGUAGUAUAUAUGGAUGAUUUGAGGAAAAUAGCUAGCACUAUUUAACCUUGCCCUGUAGUCCUUUGUCUCAUAUUCAACAUCACUCAACAGAGCAAGUAGUGAAUUUUCUAGCCAGUGGGACAAAAGGAUCAACAUCUGUCUGCAUAUGAUACAAGGGGGGGUUCGAAUUAGGGAGGAAUGGGAGGAUCACUUGUACAACCCACGCACAGCACUGCUGGCUUGUGCAUGCCAGGUCUCUGAUCUGUCAUCUUUGCUAUGUUCUUUUGGAUUUCUGAGUCAUUUAACACUUUCAGUCAUCUUUAAAAAGAAGCACUUUAGCUCGCUCUCAGAAUGCACUGUAGGUUUUAAUUAUAAUCAGUGUUUGGGAACAACAUUGAUUCCUCUGAACACAAGGUGAAAAUAAGGUGUUAUAACUUGCAUUUAACACUCUCUUUCUCUCAAAACCUUGUAGCCAAUAAUUUAAAAGCUCCUCAAAGCCUGCAGACAAACAGUGAUAAAGAAUAGUAAUUAUCUGCCCUAAUAAUGGGCAUAUUUCUCUUUCCCCACAGCCCCUCCUAGCUUUAGGGAAAUAGAUCUCCUCACAAUGCAGGAAACUGGCUAGCAUGCCUUACUCUUUGUCUAAGCAAAUAAAACCUACCUGUCCAAUAACAUCCCAUUUUUUGCCUUUCCUCUACAGGUGCUGAGGAUGGGGUGAUGGCAUUUUCCAGAUCGGAGACUGAAGACAGACGGCAGUAG
This is a messenger RNA of Podarcis lilfordi (Lilford's wall lizard), 42033 nucleotides long. The record is from the annotation of a GenBank genome assembly. NCBI's taxonomy places the organism in Eukaryota, Metazoa, Chordata, Lepidosauria, Squamata, Lacertidae.